This is a messenger RNA of Oncorhynchus mykiss (rainbow trout), 4227 nucleotides long. The record is from RefSeq and is a predicted model, not a curated record. Lineage: Eukaryota; Metazoa; Chordata; Actinopteri; Salmoniformes; Salmonidae.
UCACAAGCAGUCUCAUGCCUCGGGAAGCCCCCAACUCCAACACCACCAAAAACAGGGAAAGUACAGAGACCUGCGGGCCAGAGUCACAAGCAGUCUCAUGCCUUGGGAAGCCCCCAACUCCAACACCAAAAACAGAGGGAAAGUACAGAGACCUGUGGCCAGAGUCACAAGCAGUCUCAUGCCUCGGGAAGCCCCCAACUCCAACACCAAAAACAGAGGGAAAGUACAGAGACCUGUGGCCAGAGUCAAAAGCAGUCUCAUGCCUUGGGAAGCCCCCAACUCCAACACCAAAAACAAGAGGGAAAGUACAGAGACCUGCGGCCAGAGUCACAAGCAGUCUCAUGCCUCGGGAAGCCCAACUCCAACACCACCAAAAACAGAGGGAAAGUACAGAGACCUGUGGGCCAAAGGACAGAGUGAGAGGUUAGGUCGUCAUCGCGACAGGCCCUUGGGUUUGAGGAGAGGAGACACUAAGGGACAUGGCCAAGCCCCUCCCCUCUACUCAUCUAUUGGUGGUGGCACUCCAGCUGUGUCUAGUACUACGCCACCAUGCCCGCGGGGCGGCAUAUUAUGGGCACAAGCAGCCGCAGCAGCACCUUCCCCAGCAGCACCUUCCCCAGCAGCACCAGCCCAUGCAACAGAUACCUCACAUGCCCCUAGGGAACGGGUAUGGGAACGGGAAUGGGAACGGGAAUGGGGACGGGCUGCCCAAGCAACAAUACGGGAAGGAAAUGCCACAACAUAUGCCAUAUGGCAAAGAGAUUCCAUAUGUGCUACCACAGUAUGGGCAAGAGCUUCCACAGAUGCUUCCACAGAUGCACGAACAACCCCAGAUGCCACCCAAUAAGGGCAAGGGAAAAGGUCAGUCAUAUCCCAGUAAUGGGAAAGGCCUUGGAGGCCCACCACCUGAUGAUAGGGGACUACAGGGUCCUGGUCCCGAGGGGCCACCAGGAGCCCAAGGGCCUCCAGGACCACAGGGCCCUCCAGGGAUGCUAGGUCAAGGGAUGCCCGGCCCCCAUGGAAAACCAGGCCCUCCUGGUCCCCAAGGGUAUCCUGGGAUAGGAAAACCAGGAAUGCCGGGAAUGCCCGGUAAACCUGGUGGAGGUGGCCAGCCUGGUCCGAAGGGCGACCUUGGUCCUGGUGGGGAUGUAGGACCAAUGGGGAUGCCUGGGGGGCCAGGUCUUCCAGGGCCACCAGGCCUGCCAGGCAUCGGGAAGCCAGGGGGUCAGGGACUGCCUGGGCAGCCUGGGCCUCGAGGGGAGCCUGGACACAAGGGCAUACCUGGAUUGCCUGGUCUUCCUGGGCCCAAGGGAGACAAAGGGAUUGGCUUGCCAGGAUUGCCAGGUUUGAAAGGACCUGGUGGACCUCCUGGGCCUCCUGGUCAAGGGGGUUUGCCAGGGGUUGGAAAACCAGGUCUGAAUGGACUACCAGGAUUGCCCGGGGGGGCAGGAAAACCAGGCCCACCUGGAGAAGGAGGACUUGCUGGUCCACCAGGUGAAGGGGGAGAACCAGGACCACCUGGGCUACCAGGUAUUGGCAAGCCCGGGCAUGAUGGUUUGCCAGGACAACCAGGGUUCCCAGGCGGUAAAGGGGAAUCAGGCCCACCAGGUUUGCCAGGGGGCUCAGGCCUACCUGGUUACGGAAAGCCAGGAUAUCCUGGACCAAAAGGAGACAAAGGACAUGGAGGUUUUUCUGGAGCUCCAGGCCCAAAAGGUGACAAAGGUCAUGGAGGUCUCCCAGGGCAGGAAGGCCUUCCUGGACCCAACGGGCCACCGGGCCUGCCCGGUACCAUUGGGCCACCUGGGGGUCUUGGUUUCCCAGGUCCGAAGGGAGAAGGUGGCAAUGGAGGGCCAAAGGGGCUGCCAGGUCCUAAAGGUGAGCCAGGGCCUCCAGGGCUUCCUGGACAGGGUGGGUAUCCUGGAGAGGGUGGUCAACCAGGACCGAGAGGUAUACCAGGGCCACUGGGUCCGAAAGGGGAUAACGGCCACAAAGGGUUACCUGGCCUCCCUGGAGCUCCUGGAAUGCCCGGUUCAAGGGGAGAAGGUGGAAUGCCUGGAGAAAAAGGUCACCAGGGACCCAAGGGAAUCCCUGGAAAUUUUGGUCCAGGUGGGCCACUUGGUCCUCCCGGUCUUCCUGGGCCAAAAGGCGAGCUUGGUCCUCCAGGGAAACCUGGCUACCCCGGCGAAGGUAAACCUGGUGUUCCAGGCGCUUUAGGGCCCCAAGGGAAACCUGGCAACGGUGGACCCCCUGGUCAGCCUGGACAACCAGGACAACCUGGUCCCCCUGGCCCACCCGGACCCCCCACCCAACCACCUGGUCUUGGUGAAAUCCUCCCUGAGCUGGGUCCUGGUCUGGACGGUCUUAAACAAGGCGGUUACAAGAAACCAAAGAAUGGAGGGGACAGGAACGGCCUGGAGAUGCCAGCAUUCACGGCUCAGCUCACCAAUCCUUUCCCCCCCGUAGGCUCCCCUGUGGUCUUCGACAAGCUCCUGUACAAUGGCCAUCAGGACUACAAUCCCCAAACCGGCGUCUUCAGCUGUACCAUACCGGGAAUCUAUUACUUUGCUUACCACGUCCACUGCAAAGGAGCGAAUGUGUGGGUGGCGCUGGUCAAGAACAAUGAGCCUGUGAUGUACACAUAUGAUGAGUACAAAAAGGGCAGCCUGGACCAGGCGUCAGGGAGUGCUGUGCUCCCCUUACAGCAAGGAGACACUGUGCAUGUACAGCUUCCAUCUGACCAGGCAGCAGGACUUUAUGCCGGUCAAUAUGUCCACUCUUCAUUCUCCGGAUAUUUAUUGUACCCAAUGUAAAGAUCAACAACAACAAAAAGGGCAUCCACACCACAACUCACUCCAUAGCUGUUUUAUUCAUUUUAAAAUGUUGACCUCAAUAGUGACACAUGACAACGGUGAAAACUCGGCUCAGAAGUAUGCAGGAGUGCUACAGCUAUAGUAUGUUUCUGCCUUUGUAUUGCAGUAUUAGAUGGGUGAAAAAAAAAUAAAAAUCAAUCUCUGCAAUACAUUUAAUUUACCCCAGAAAUUAAUUUGGCAAAACCCUCAGAUAAAUUAUUUGAGAUGUCUGCAUGUUGAUAUUCAGAUAAUUUUGCAAAUUACAAUUUCUUUUGGUUAAUAGGGGGUAAAAAUGUUGCAAAUGAUUGAGAAUACUGACUAUCCCAGUUGUAGCAGUGUCAUCCACCUCACGUGAUUGACAGUGUUUAUAGAGAAAACAUGGUUGCUGACAUGCUAUGGCGCUACUGUGGAUAGCAGCAUAUUACAUUGGAAACCGUGUGUUAUUUUUUAUUAAAGAGAACUAUUUUCAGGAUGGAAUUAUUACAUUUGCCCAACAUGUUCUUCUCCUUAUGUGAAUACAUAGCAUUUGUUUGUAUUUUAUAUUUGCAUAUCAGAUUUAUGUUAUGUGCACUCAGUAUAUCCGUUCUUAGCAUUCCAACAGUCACAGCCAUUAUGACGCCACUAAAGGGCUAGCCGUCUGCCGCAGCUUUCAUAAGCAAGCAUCAACGCAUCAGCUUUACCUGUCAUGCAUACCUAAUGUUAGUACACAAUUAUUCUUCAGAGGUUAUUCUUCCAUGUGUGGACUUUUCAGAAGACAUUCUAAUGUCUUUAUUUCAUGCCAGAUUAUACUUUUGGCAUAUAAGUAACACUGUUACAUUCACAGUAUGUUCCCCUUUAACAACAUGAUUUUCCUGAUCCCAUAGUUCCUCCACGACAGAUUGAUUUCUUUUUUAUCAUCAUCAAUUUAUUCACGUUGUUCCAGAUUAUGCAGUAGUGUCUACCAUUUUUAUUUAUUGAUAUCAUAUUUGGAAAUGAGAUGGUUUCAUGGUUUGGAACCUAAAAUAAAAUAAAAUUGAUAUGCAACAUAGUGAAGACAUUUGGUUGUAAGUUGCCCAUUUCAUCUGUUGUGCAUUAAUAAAUAAAUGGGAGUUAUGGGAGAUUGAAGGUGUGUAUAGUCAACAUUUCCAAUAUGCACAUUAAGUUUAAAAGUCAACCACACUUCUCUAAGGUAUGUGGCAGUAUUCCUCUCUGUCAUUUAUUUGUUUAACUACUGAUUUUGUCUGAAAUUGUAAAUGUGUAUACCUGUUGAGACUGCCUUGAAGGAAAAAAGAAACGUUACCUGACAAUGGUGCUAAACAUAUAACCAAAUGAAGGACUUAGUAUAAUGUUUUUGGCACUAUUAUUGUUUUUCUAAAUAAAGAUGAAGUGAUUAAAACAA